AUGAGUUUUAAGAAUAAAGUAGUGUUCAUAAGCGGAGCCAGCUCAGGAAUUGGUGCAGCCACGGCCAAAGAAUUCUCUAAGGAAGGCGCUUACGUUGUGAUAAUUGGUCGAAAUGAGACUAAAAUGGAAAAAGUUGCUGCUGAAUGUGAGUCUUAUGGGAAGAAACCUUUGGUAAUAAAAGCAGAUGUGUCAAAAGAUGACGAAGCUAAAGCAGCUAUAGACAAAACUAUACAGACUUUUGAGAAAGUGGACAUCUUAGUGAACAAUGCAGGAAUCUUAAGGUAUGGAAAUCUAAUCGAUGGCCGAAUAUUGGAAGCUUAUGACGAAGUAAUGGCAACGAAUCUUCGGGCAGCUGAUCAUCUUACAAGCUUAGCAGUUCCACAUUUGAUAAAAACGAAAGGAUGCAUUGUAAAUAUAUCAAGCGUCGAUGGUUCUUCUGUGGUGUCGCCAUUACUAGUACCUUACAGCGUGUCCAAAGCAGGCUUGGAUCAUUUUACCCGUGGUGCAGCUUUAGAACUGGCUUCGUAUGGAGUAAGGGUAAAUGCAAUAAGCCCUGGACCAGUGUACACUGAUAUCUACGAAAAUGCUGGACCUGUGCAUCCUAUAGAUAACAGCAAUAUAGAGACACCCCUCGGCACGAUAUCUGAUCCAAUUGAAAUUGCUCAUCUAGUUUUAUUUUUGUCUAGUGAUAAAGCUAAAGCCAUCACGGGCUCCAAUUAUGUAUCUGACAAUGGAUACCUUUUGUCACAGUAA
Parnassius mnemosyne (clouded apollo) is the source of this 753-nucleotide messenger RNA. Lineage: Eukaryota; Metazoa; Arthropoda; Insecta; Lepidoptera; Papilionidae. The record is from the annotation of a GenBank genome assembly.